CUCCACGCUCUCUAAACACAACUUCAUCGCUUGAAAGUCAGGCAGAAGUGUGAGAUCAGUCAUUACAUUUGGACGAGAAUGUAAUUCCUUUCAGAAAUCCUGCAUCCGCGCCUAAAUAUAUAUUCUAAAAUUGUCCGCGACAGCAUGUCCCCGCCCCUAUAGAUCUGCUCCUUCGGGAGCUCGCCUUAUUUUCCGUGGACAAACUCAAAGUUUCCCCUUUCAUAACUUUGUGAAAGCCGCCUGACGCGAACGCUUGCAUACAGAAACGUAGGGAUUGUCCGCAUUUUAUACUCGCCCACAUGAUUAGACUUGCGUCCCUUUACUUGUUCGUCGCAGUGAAUGAUGUCAUACUUACAAAGUUAGGAAGAAAACGGUUUAGAAUGUGAAGCGUUCAGCUGUUUGUGGGAUAACUUGCUAUGAGGCAUAUUGUGAUAUCUGUGGCAGUCAUUGAAAUCUGAAUAUGCAGACAAGGAACAUGAAGUUUAUUGUUGAAUCCGUCAUCGUGUUUGCCUUUAUGCUUACUGUCAAGCAUGCUACAGUUCCUGCUGCAGCAAAUGAUGCGGGUGGAACUUGUGCAUACACUGUGUUCCCUGAUUUAGCCGUGCCAUCCUAUGUACGCCAUUUAUCAAUGGAUGAAGGUCAAGAUUUUGAAUCAUGCAAGGCUUAUUGCGACAGAACUCCCAAGUGCAACUCGUUUGACUUCAGUCACACUCGUUAUGCAUUUUGCUACACGUAUAGCCCUGACGUUAGAGACGAUUUGAGAAAGUAUAGCAAUUACAGCUACUAUGAGAAACAUUGUGGUCAACAAGUUAUAACAUCCAUUGACUGUGUGGAGCCCGGAAUUGAGGGGCAGAAGACCAAAUUAAAGUGUAGGAUAAAUGGAACUGUACGGUCAGGAAUAAUAUGGGUUGGACCACUUGAUAAAGAGACAGUCAGAUGUAACGAUCUACAGACGGAGUGUUUAACGUCUAGUGAAGUCUCUGGCCGCUACACCGGUGAGAUCGAUUCGCCCCAAGAAAACACGUUGAUAAUAGAGUCGUUCGAUCCAAACACUGAUGCUGGUACAUGGUCGUGCUAUGAUGGAUGGGGUGCCCCGCGAUCCUAUUGUCAAAAGUUAAGCGCAACGGAUGAAACUUGUGCAUACACUGAGUUCCCUGGUCGUGUCGCCAUGGGCUAUGAACACGUUUUAUCAAGGCGUGAAGGUCAGGAGUUUGAAUCAUGCAAGGCUUAUUGUGAGAGCGAUCUCAAGUGCACCUCGUUUGCCUUUAGUCACUCCAUUUCUGGAUUUUGCUACACGUAUAGUGGUGACGUUGCAGACGAAAGGGCAAUGUAUAGGAAUUACAGCCACUAUGAGAAACAUUGUGCUCCUGCUGCAGCAACGGGUGUUCCUGCUGAGGAUCACGAUGUUCCUGCUGCAGAAGGGGGUGAGGCUGAAACUUGUGCAUACACUGAGUUCCCUAAUUUAGCCGUCAUAGCCACUGUCAGCUAUUUAUCAUUGCAUACAGAUCAAUAUUUUGAAUCAUGCAAGGCUGAUUGCGACAGCGAUCCCAGGUGCACCUCGUUUGACUAUAAACAAUCGUUUUGCUUCACCUAUAGCGGCGACGUUAGAGACCAACUGAUAAAAUAUAACGAUUACAACCACUAUGAGAAGCAUUGUGCUGAUAAAACUUGUGCAUACACUAAGUUCCCUGGUUUUGUCGCCAUGGGCUAUGACCGCGUUUUAUCAAGGCGUGAAGGUGAAGAUUUUGAAUCAUGCAAGGCUUAUUGCAAGAACAAUCCCAUGUGCACGUCCUUUGACUUUAGUCACUCUCGUUAUGGAUCUUGCUCAACGUAUAGCUAUGCAGACAAACUGAGGAAGGAUCCCAAUUACAGCCACUAUGAGAAAUAUUGUCCUCCUGCUGCAGCAAAGGGUGGUGCCUGAGUCCAUCUAGCAUCAACUUCUAUGGUUAUCUUCUGGAUCGUUGCCAUACUGGCUGCAAACCAACAGACCACUAUAUCCAUGUUUUUUCAAGUAACUCAUCUCUGAAGAUAGUGUUCACUGGAUCAUAUCAUAAAAACUGCAGACCACUACUUAAUGUAUUUCAACUAACUCAUCUCUGAAGACAAUGUUCACUGGAUCAUAUCAUAAAAACUGCAGAUCACUACUUAGUGUAUUUUAACUAACUCAUCUCUGAAGACAAUGUUCACUGGAUCAUAUCAUAAAAACUGCAGAUCACUACUUAGUGUAUUUUAACUAACUCAUCUCUGAAGACAAUGUUCACUGGAUCAUAUCAUAAAAACUGCAGAUCACUACUUAAUGUAUUUUAACUAACUUAGCUCCGAAGACAGUGUUCACUGGAUCAUAUUAUAAAAAUAAACUGCAGAUCUCUACUUAAUGUAUUUCAACUAACUCAUCUCUGAAGACAAUGUUCACUGGAUCAUAUUAUAAAAAACUGCAGAUCACUACUUAAUGUAUUUCAACUAACUCAGCUCUGAAGAUAGUGUUCACUGGAUUGUAUUAUAUAAACUGCAGAUUACAACUUUGAGGAAUUUUAUCUAACUCAGCUCUGAAGACAUUGUUGAUUGGACCAUGUUAUUGGUCAAAACAUGUUUAUAGUUUAAACAUGACACUUUUUUCUACCAAGUUUCCGUGCUCGUUUAUGUGCGUGUAUGUGUUUGUUGAAAGAUGAGUGCAUGCAUGUUUGAGUGAUUGAAAGAAAGAGAGAAAUGUACGUAGACUUUUCCGACUAAUUCAGGUUUAUGGGCAUUUCUUUGCGUCGUAGAGAAACAGAAUUGAGGGAGGAAGAUCGAGUGAGACACUAAGGGAAGGAGAGACACAGAGAGAGAGACAGACAGACAAGAGACAGAGAGAGAGAUAAUUAGUGUUAUGGAGAUAGAAAGCGAUACAAAGGGAGAAACAGAAAAUAAAUACUAACAUGGAGGAAGAGAGAGGGGUGAGAUAAAUAGAGAGAGAGAGAAAGAGAGAGAGAGGGAGGGGUGGGGGGAGAUAUAUAGAUAUAGAGGGAAAGAUAAAAUAAUUUU
Messenger RNA from Gigantopelta aegis, 3021 nucleotides. RefSeq lists its product as uncharacterized. The transcript is spliced from 15 exons. The record is from RefSeq and is a predicted model, not a curated record. Lineage: Eukaryota; Metazoa; Mollusca; Gastropoda; Neomphalida; Peltospiridae. Bases 461 to 1921 code for a protein of 486 amino acids.